Messenger RNA from Ambispora leptoticha, 188 nucleotides. The record is from the annotation of a GenBank genome assembly. Lineage: Eukaryota; Fungi; Glomeromycota; Glomeromycetes; Archaeosporales; Ambisporaceae.
AUGAAUGAUGAUUUUGGAGAUGUAUCUGAUGAAAACUGCAAUCAUCCAUUUUAUCCUUUUUUGCGAGAUCUUGCCAAGCAUUUAAUAUCAAUAAGAGAAAUUGAGGUCAGUCAUGAAGUGAUGGAUCAGAUAUUGAAAAUUAUAACUGAAGAAUCAAAAUCAAAGUCUCCAUAUUGCAAGAGAAAAUG